UGUUCUGAUGGGCUGCUUUCACUCAAAAACAACACUCCAUUACACACCCGGAUAUGAGGAGCCCACUGUGCUUGCUGCUGAGACACCUUUUACAGUGAGUGAAGUCGAAGCAUUAUAUGAGUUGUUCAAAAGAAUAAGCAGCUGCAUUGUUGAUGAUGGGCUCAUUCAUAAGGAAGAGUUUCAGCUAGCACUCUUCAGGAACCAAAAAAUGAAAAAUCUGUUUGCAGAUAGGAUAUUUGAUCUUUUUGAUAUUAAGCGCAAUGGAGUGAUUGAGUUUGGGGACUUUGUCCGAUCACUGGGUAUCUUCCACCCUAAUGCACCAGUAGCUGAUAAAAUGUCAUUUGCAUUCAGAUUAUAUGAUCUAAGGCACACUGGUUAUAUCGAGAGAGAAGAGUUGAAAGAGAUGGUACUGGCGCUGCUACAUGAAUCAGAAUUGGUUCUUUCAGAUGACGUAGUUGAGAUUAUUGUAGAUGAGACGUUUAGCGAUGCAGACACAAAGGGUGAUGGGAGGAUAGAUUCAGAAGAGUGGAAGGAAUUUGUUUCAAAGAAUCCGUCUCUUCUAAAGAAUAUGACACUUCCCUAUCUGAUGGAUAUAACUUUAGCAUUCCCCAGCUUUGUGGUAAGCUCUGAGGUUGAUGAUUCAGAAAUUUAGACUUGUGCGUGUAAAUACAAAUCUUUGAAGGUCAUGUUAAAUAGCCUCUUCCACGCUGGUGUUUGGAUGAUCCAAUUCAAUACAGUGCAAAGGAGUUCAAUAAUCAGAAGAAUAUCAGGUUUUAUAAUGAUUAUUGGAGAUUCACCAAACAAUAUUGAGUUCCAAAAGCCAGAGCUAUCCAAUAUAAGAAAAAGGUUAGUAUUUAAGGGGUAAAUCAUGGCUUCUUGGCUGUCUCCAUUCGCUUAGCAUUAUUCAUAGUGUUUUUGAGGAGCAAAGAGUUGGUUAAGAAGUUUCGAGUGUCUGCAAGGCUAUUAUAACCCAUGAGUGUGCGAAAACUGUUGGAUGCACCUCAUGCAUUAGGCAUUGUGCACA
Solanum stenotomum is the source of this 1024-nucleotide messenger RNA. Its product is annotated as calcineurin B-like protein 4. NCBI's taxonomy places the organism in Eukaryota, Viridiplantae, Streptophyta, Magnoliopsida, Solanales, Solanaceae. Gene Ontology annotation, molecular function: calcium ion binding; kinase binding. The record is from RefSeq and is a predicted model, not a curated record. The coding region runs from base 8 to 652 and encodes 214 amino acids. Gene Ontology annotation, biological process: calcium-mediated signaling. The transcript is spliced from 8 exons.